AUAAUGAAUGUUGUAUUGGAUCGUUUUGUUGUAAGCCACUUGUCUAUCAAGUUGUUAGCAACCAAAGUGAUCCGAUAGUCCUAACAUAAUAAGGAUUAUGGAGUCUAAACCUUUGCAAUUGACUUAAAGAAAUCUGAUGGAUUUCACUACAAAGAUAUAGUAUCAUGGUGGGACUUAAACACUUAAGUGAUAGGAUUUGAUUUUCACAACCAAUAAUAGGCCGGCUGUGAUUAAACCCUAAUGAUAUAAAUACUAUGGUUAAGUCCCUGCUUCCAUACGCUCAAUCUCUAAAAAUACGCUAAACCCUAUUCACAGCAGAGAGAUAUUUUGAAGUACUGGAAGUAGAAGACGACCAAGAACUCUGCAAUGUCUUCCGUAUUCUACAGAUAAGUUUAAUAUAAUUAGUCGAUCUCUAUUUUAUAUAUUGAUUUGAUUUAUUCGUGAUCCUAAUGUCUUGUUGUUGUGAUUUCAGAAUAUGUCUUACAAAGAGUACAUUAUACCGUCUUUGGCAGCCCUAUCAACCGCCUUUCAUCUUCUCGCAAGGUAUGAAUUCAAGAGCAACCAUGGUGAAUGGGUUAGUACAGUCAGACCUGACUUAGGUCCCGGGAUAGGAGAACGUAUAUGGGCAGCCGUUCGGUCAACAGAUGAAAAUGUCGAUGUUUGUCACUCCGUGAUGACUGAAUUGCGUGCUGCUCUUACUGAACUUCUCGGGGAUUUCGGUGUCCUCGCAAUGCCUACAGUUCCAGGGUAUCCACCAAAGCUGCAAACAGAUCCUAGUAUACUGGACGCUUUUCGUGCCAGGGCUUUCAGCUUCCAAUCCAUUGCCGUAGUUUCCGGAUUCUGCCAGGUGAGUAUACCACUAGGGAUGUGCGAUAACCUACCUGUUUCAGUUUCCUUGCUGGCAAAGCAUGGCUCGGAUGGAUUCCUGCUCAAUCUUGUGGAGACUCUUUACGACACUCUCAAAGAACACGCCGGGAAGUUGUGAAUGUUGACUACAAGAUUUUGAGUUGCAGAUUCUGAUAAUCUUUUCCUAAUAUAUGUGCUUGUAAGUUCUGCUAGUUUGGUGUUGUUAUGU
This is a messenger RNA of Malus domestica (apple), 1075 nucleotides long. The record is from RefSeq and is a predicted model, not a curated record. NCBI's taxonomy places the organism in Eukaryota, Viridiplantae, Streptophyta, Magnoliopsida, Rosales, Rosaceae.